This is a messenger RNA of Dufourea novaeangliae, 617 nucleotides long. RefSeq names its product transmembrane protein 203. Bases 1 to 414 code for a protein of 137 amino acids. Gene Ontology annotation, cellular component: endoplasmic reticulum. Gene Ontology annotation, biological process: intracellular calcium ion homeostasis. The record is from RefSeq and is a predicted model, not a curated record. Lineage: Eukaryota; Metazoa; Arthropoda; Insecta; Hymenoptera; Halictidae. The transcript has a single exon.
AUGAUAUUCUCUUUGAACGAGCUAGUACACUGGUUGGGUAUAACAAUUUUUGAAAUAUGGGUAAAUUUAGUUUCACUAACAAUCUUUACAAUGUUACUUGCCCUUAAACUAGAUGACAAUUACUUGUUAGGUAAUGCAGGAUGGUGGACAGUUUUUUCACCACUUUUUGUCGCAGAUGGGUUAAACACUUAUUUUUGUGCAAUUAUUUUUAUAAGAAUGCGCAUGGAGGGAAUAAUUAAAGCUGCUAUUUUAAGAGCACUAAGGAGCCUUAUAUUAUUGCUAUUGAUAUUUGUUUUCAAAUAUCUCCUAUGUAAAAAACUAACAGGACAAAGCACUUUGGAAUACUCAGAAAUGAUGAGUCCCAUAUUCAUCCUCUUGCAAUUAAUCGCAGUCAGAGCAUGUCAACUUCAUUGAUUACUAUAAACUACCACACAUAUGUAUAAGUUACAGUAACUGUGGCAAACACAACAGAAAUAUUGAGCAAAACCAUGCCACGAAAUUGCUUUUACUUCUUUGCGCUUAUUAUGCAUUACUUUACUGUUCCCAUUAAGUUUGCAUUACGCAUAAUAUCUUUGGAAUGUGUGAUAAAGCAUUUAAAAAUAUGAUUAAAGUACAAA